ACUUGUGCGGGUUCAGGCGUUCAGGCGCUCGAUGGAUUUGGUGCUACGGUAAAGCAGCUGCUGUUAUACGACGUACUGAUGAUAUGACACUUGAAAACAAGUGAAUUGGCGUGAGUGACAAGGUCGCAGCGUUUGCUUAAUUUGAUAUUUUUCUGUCACUUCCACUAUGAGUUUGUCGCGAAGGGUGAAUUCAGUCAUCGGCAGCACCAGAAAAGUUCGUUAUCGACAGUCCCUGGUCGCGUCGUCGGCAGUGGCAUUCAUAAACACACAAUUGCGCACUUUAGGUUUUCGAGGCUUGCAAGGGGCACAAAUAGCGCGCCUUUCAUGCAACUAUCUGGGAUCUCGUGCUUCAAAACGGCUUUACAGUCAGAUUAAUUCCGAAAUAAAGGCUGUUAGAGGGCUCUUAAAGAGGUCUGGGAUUCUCGCCGGAAACCAGCGCAUAGUUUCAAGUGAUCUAGGCUGCGCAAGAUCUUUGCAUACAAGUUAUGUUCUUAGACAAGAUAAUAAUGGCAAGAAUAACAAAGAUAAGGAAGAUGAAGAGUCCAAGAUUUCUCUGCUUGCCAAGGCAGCCAUUUGGAUGAUGACAGCCUAUAUAGUCAUUACACUAAUGUCCCUUCUGUUCCCGACAAGCAACCAACCGGACGUGCUGCGAUAUGUGUCAUGGAACGAGUUUUAUCACCAAAUGCUGGCAAAAGGAGAGGUUGAAGAAAUCAUUGUGAGACCAGAGCUAGACUUGGUGACCAUCUACUUGCAUGAUAAUGCUAUCAUUAAAGGGAGAAAGGCUGAGCACAAGACUUUUCACAUGAACAUUGUUGACGUGGAACAUUUUGAAGAGAAACUGCGUAUGGCUGAGAAGAGCCUUGGCAUUCAUGCUGAUGCUGGAGUGCCACUGGUGUAUGAACGCAACCAGGAGAGCACAUGGCUCCUGCUAGCCUCCCUCAUUGCAGUGGCCCUGAUGAUCCUACUCAUGUUUCGCAGUGGCACCAUCAAGACACCCCAGGCAAUGGACUUCUUUUCUCAGAUGGGCAGAGCCCGUUUUACAAUUGUUGACCCACUUACUGGAUCUGGCAAAGGUGUGCGUUUCAAGGAUGUCGCAGGACUGCAAGAAGCCAAGCAAGAGAUAAUGGAAUUUGUUGACUAUCUGAAAAGACCAGAACGUUACACUUCUUUAGGUGCCAAGUUACCUAAGGGUGUGUUACUCCUAGGACCACCUGGCUGUGGAAAGACAAUGUUAGCCAAAGCAGUUGCUACAGAGGCCAGUGUACCAUUUUUGGCUAUGGCUGGAUCCGAAUUCAUUGAAAUGAUUGGAGGCCUUGGAGCAGCACGUGUCCGGGACCUUUUCAAGGAAGCAAGGAAGCGAGCACCUUGUAUUAUCUACAUAGAUGAAAUUGACGCUAUUGGCCGAAAACGAAGCAAUGUUGGCACUGAAGGAUCAACUGGGGAAGAAGAACAGACAUUGAAUCAGCUGUUGGUUGAAAUGGAUGGAAUGGCCACGAAGGAAGGUGUUAUUCUGCUUGCAUCAACCAAUCGAUCUGAGGUCUUAGACAAGGCUCUGCUGAGGCCUGGUCGAUUUGAUCGCCACAUCUUGAUUGACUGGCCUAGUCUGGCAGAGCGAAAAGAGAUAUUUGAGCAACACUUGAAAGUAAUUAAUCUGGACAACCCCCCUUCACAUUACUCCCAACGUCUCGCUCAGCUCACUCCAGGGUUCAGUGGCAAGUCUCUUACAUUGCACGUGUGCAAUGAAGCUGCGCUUCAUGCUGCACGCAACAAGGAGAAAGUAGUCUCAUCGGGGAACCUGGAGUAUGCUGUUGAGAGAGUUGUUGGAGGAACGGAGAAAAGGAGUCAGGUUAUGUCUUUGACGGAGAAGGCGGUUGCCUUCCAUGAGUGUGGUCAUGCUCUUGUCGGCUGGUUGAUGGACACACAGCCCCUCAUGAAGGUAUCAAUUGUGCCACGGACAUCAAAUGCUUUGGGAUUUGCACAGUACUUGCCCUCAGACCAGAAGCUUUAUUCAUAUGAGCAGUUGUUCCAGAAGAUGUGCAUGGCACUUGGAGGAAGGGUCGCCGAGUCUUUAACAUUCAACCGUGUAAGCACAGGUAUGGUAUUGCAUGCUUGCUCCCGCCAUUGGUGUUGACUAAAUGGAACUGGGGUUUCUUGAAUAUACUGAGCCUCGUCUUUUUCAGCAGUUAGAAAGGACAGCUGUGCAUUUAGUUUGUACUACUACAGUCGAAUAACAAAGUUGUACUUGCAGCGAAAAACUUUGUUAAAUCGUGAAUUUCGUUAAUUAGAAGUUUUUAAGUUUCAACAGUAAAAAAAAUUU
Dermacentor silvarum is the source of this 2317-nucleotide messenger RNA. RefSeq names its product paraplegin-like. The transcript is spliced from 16 exons. The record is from RefSeq and is a predicted model, not a curated record. NCBI's taxonomy places the organism in Eukaryota, Metazoa, Arthropoda, Arachnida, Ixodida, Ixodidae. Gene Ontology annotation, cellular component: m-AAA complex; membrane. Gene Ontology annotation, molecular function: ATP hydrolysis activity; zinc ion binding; ATP binding. Gene Ontology annotation, biological process: mitochondrial protein processing; protein-containing complex assembly. The coding region runs from base 167 to 2131 and encodes 654 amino acids.